UGGUUUGCAGCAUCUAUCAUCGAGUUUAGUGUCAUCUUUUUGCUGAACGCUUUUACACUCGCCAUCUACACAAGAAACCGUCACUUACGCAAGCCCAGUACGUACCUGAUUAUAAAUCUGACUGUGGCAGAUUUAAUGGUGGGAACAGUGUUUGUACUUUUAUCAUUUUUCGUACCAGAUAAACCGGAGAGGGACGUGAGUAGUGAUGGAGGCUACAGUAGGGCCCAACCAAUCAAAGCGCAGCAACUUUUUUCUCGACCAAUCAGAAUCCAGCAUAGAGCCCACGUGACCAUGAUGACGUUGCCAUGCCCAUAUUUGGGCAUCAAAGUCACGUGACCCCAUAAGAAAAAGAACACCACAUACUUGGCAUAGUUUUAUGGACCGCGCGAAGCCUAGUGACAAGUGGGACGCAUGCACAAUUCAACCCCAGGCGUUUCCCCUGCGCAGUCACGUGAAUGGGAUCGUAGGCACAUGCGCAGACCACCCAACGACUCCCCAGGUCCCCCGCAUGCAUAGGAGCCUAUGUCCGCCUAGACCUACUACGCAUGCGCAAACACUCAAAAUAAGCCCCAGUCCCCUCGCAUCCCCAGAAGUCAAUAAAAAACACACUGUAUAGUGGUCCACAUCAUUUAAUACAAAAAACAAGUCUCGACAAUACCCUAAGUUACAUCCGGGACGUGUGUGACGUCCUAAUGACGUCACGCCCAUUGUUUUACAUGAAAUACGCAUUACGAAGAAAGGGUGUUUGCUUCCUGGCUGAAGGAGUCAUGAGCAAUGGAUUAGGCCAUGGAAUAUAAUGGUGGAAUCNAGUGUCAUCUUUUUGCUGAACGCUUUUACACUCGCCAUCUACACAAGAAACCGUCACUUACGCAAGCCCAGUACGUACCUGAUUAUAAAUCUGACUGUGGCAGAUUUAAUGGUGGGAACAGUGUUUGUACUUUUAUCAUUUUUCGUACCAGAUAAACCGGAGAGGGACGUGAGUAGUGAUGGAGGCUACAGUAGGGCCCAACCAAUCAAAGCGCAGCAACUUUUUUCUCGACCAAUCAGAAUCCAGCAUAGAGCCCACGUGACCAUGAUGACGUUGCCAUGCCCAUAUUUGGGCAUCAAAGUCACGUGACCCCAUAAGAAAAAGAACACCACAUACUUGGCAUAGUUUUAUGGACCGCGCGAAGCCUAGUGACAAGUGGGACGCAUGCACAAUUCAACCCCAGGCGUUUCCCCUGCGCAGUCACGUGAAUGGGAUCGUAGGCACAUGCGCAGACCACCCAACGACUCCCCAGGUCCCCCGCAUGCAUAGGAGCCUAUGUCCGCCUAGACCUACUACGCAUGCGCAAACACUCAAAAUAAGCCCCAGUCCCCUCGCAUCCCCAGAAGUCAAUAAAAAACACACUGUAUAGUGGUCCACAUCAUUUAAUACAAAAAACAAGUCUCGACAAUACCCUAAGUUACAUCCGGGACGUGUGUGACGUCCUAAUGACGUCACGCCCAUUGUUUUACAUGAAAUACGCAUUACGAAGAAAGGGUGUUUGCUUCCUGGCUGAAGGAGUCAUGAGCAAUGGAUUAGGCCAUGGAAUAUAAUGGUGGAAUCCUAUCAAGGACCAAGGUUUAGAUAAAGGACGACGUAAAUCAAAACGGGUGGCUGAAAUGAAAGGAGGGGUGAUUAGAGCCAAGAAGCAAACUGAAUCAGAAACACUCGACCAUUGGCACGCACAAGGCGGUGUCUUACUGUCCAAUGAAUGACUAGAAAAACAAAAAAGACUUAAUUACAAAGUGGGACGUGUGUGACGCCCUCGUGGUGUCACGCCCGGGAAAGAUUGUACACAAAACAAUUCGAUUAAAAUCCAAUCUUGGUUAAAAUUAAAAUGUUGUAAGAUCCAAAGCGUUUCUAGGAAAAAAAAUUAACGUUUUAGUUUGAACAGAUAGAGUAAGCUGGACCAUCCUUGAUGAUUGACAAUACAAAGUUUAUGAGGAAUGGGCCAGCUUCGGAAAAUCAUGACAUCUUGUAAGACCCAAAAAGAAUCUAAAAAUAGAUUUUAAAAAAAAUAAUCAUGAACAUCCAGCAGGGGUGGCGCCACCAUGCAGACCUCCCCCUGCCGGGUGUUCAGAAUUCCCAAUCCAUGCUGUCCAUCAUGGCACAGCCCCGACAGGGUUCAUGGAGUUCNCCACCCAACGACUCCCCAGGUCCCCCGCAUGCAUAGGAGCCUAUGUCCGCCUAGACCUACUACGCAUGCGCAAACACUCAAAAUAAGCCCCAGUCCCCUCGCAUCCCCAGAAGUCAAUAAAAAACACACUGUAUAGUGGUCCACAUCAUUUAAUACAAAAAACAAGUCUCGACAAUACCCUAAGUUACAUCCGGGACGUGUGUGACGUCCUAAUGACGUCACGCCCAUUGUUUUACAUGAAAUACGCAUUACGAAGAAAGGGUGUUUGCUUCCUGGCUGAAGGAGUCAUGAGCAAUGGAUUAGGCCAUGGAAUAUAAUGGUGGAAUCCUAUCAAGGACCAAGGUUUAGAUAAAGGACGACGUAAAUCAAAACGGGUGGCUGAAAUGAAAGGAGGGGUGAUUAGAGCCAAGAAGCAAACUGAAUCAGAAACACUCGACCAUUGGCACGCACAAGGCGGUGUCUUACUGUCCAAUGAAUGACUAGAAAAACAAAAAAGACUUAAUUACAAAGUGGGACGUGUGUGACGCCCUCGUGGUGUCACGCCCGGGAAAGAUUGUACACAAAACAAUUCGAUUAAAAUCCAAUCUUGGUUAAAAUUAAAAUGUUGUAAGAUCCAAAGCGUUUCUAGGAAAAAAAAUUAACGUUUUAGUUUGAACAGAUAGAGUAAGCUGGACCAUCCUUGAUGAUUGACAAUACAAAGUUUAUGAGGAAUGGGCCAGCUUCGGAAAAUCAUGACAUCUUGUAAGACCCAAAAAGAAUCUAAAAAUAGAUUUUAAAAAAAAUAAUCAUGAACAUCCAGCAGGGGUGGCGCCACCAUGCAGACCUCCCCCUGCCGGGUGUUCAGAAUUCCCAAUCCAUGCUGUCCAUCAUGGCACAGCCCCGACAGGGUUCAUGGAGUUCGGACACGUGCCGUAAAUAGAUCCAGCACCGUUUACACACAAAAUACAAUCGCCCCGUCAAAUUUUGGAGGGACCUUGAAUGUUGGUCCAUCACCUGGGCAAUGGCUGAAAAAGGAAAGGGAGAUAAAUAGCUCGCAUGACAAAAUGAGAAUCUGAAAAAAAUAAAAAACAUGUUUUUAAGGAUGGGGUGGGUAGCCCAUGCCUUGCAAUAUCUCGCACCAAUAACAGGGCACGUGUAAGUCGCCGGCAAAACGAAAAUUCAAAUAACAACGACAACAGAGUAAUUUAAUGGGUCUCGGAAAUGGAAGAUGAACCCCCGAUCCAGUAUACCACUGCACGAUGCUGCCGAGAAAACAACAUGCAGCGGAGGUACCAUGAACCCGGUGGGUACUGAGAAUGGUAUGCGAAUCUACAAAAGAAAUUAAUAAUAAUGCUGUAAGGCCAUGAGUAAGUAAUUGAUAUCGUCUCGGAGCCGGUGGUUGUUCUUGAGGAAGAAAUGCGUGCCUAGAAAGCAGUGUGAUUGCAGAAUUUAAUGAAAUAUAGAACACUAUGAAUAUGGUAUCGUUGUUGCAAGGCAAGGAUCCACCCCCAUUGGUCCAUAGUAGAAAUCACAUCUGAAACGUUUCAUGAAGACUAAUUACACAUCGAACAGUACUAUAAUGACAACGCAAUUGCACGGGUCUAAUCCAUCCUCCAUACUGUUUCAACGUAUAAUGAAAGCCUACAAAGAGGUGGAAAGUCGAAUCAAGACGGGAAUACUGGUACGAAAGAAACCGGAGUGUAAAGGGCGGAUCCAUUGCGUAUGAUGACGCAACAAACAAUGCGUGGCUGUAAAAAAAAAAAAUUUAAACUAAAAUUAAUCCUCCUCUAAAAAACCUAGGGCAACCAAAUCCGGUUCGCCCACAGGACCCUGGCGCCGGAGAAACGAAUUAAUACGGAAGGUCAUCCGUAGAGGCCAAUCGUCCCAGUCCCGAUGGUUGGGGUCCCCACUCUGCACAAACUCGACAAUAUCAUCUUCGGUGAGGGACCCCUCCCUAUUGCCUGCAAUCACAUCAUCUAAUGUUAAUCCAUCCAUCAUGCGUUCGCAAUGGUUGCAAACCCCGCCAGGGGUGGGAUGGGCGACCCACUGAUAAAUAUAACAGACAGGCUGAUUCUCCACAUGGUCCCAAGAAUCUAAUAAAAAAAUGAAAAUCAACACGAACAGGUUGGGACCCAGAACCGCGCGGCCCAAUUGAGUCGAGCUCGUCGAGGGCAAAGACACAGGUAGACAGGCCACAGCACAGUGCGUAGAAACUCAAUCCCCGGGAACACGUCUAGGAAUCAAAAAAGGGAAAUGAGGGAAAAAAGGGACCCACACCCGAAAAAAAAGGAAAGCCAUGAGACUUACCAGCCAUGCGGCGGCGAUGGACCUCAUGAUCCAGUUUCCGGGCAACGGGGUGGUCCCAAGGCAGUGUCUUGGCCCAAUCUCGCAGUUCCUCGUGGGUGCAGCGUCUAAACAUAGCGCGCAGGCAUACCUUUCCCAUCGGGAGGCGGUCCAACAACUUCAACAUGUCGAACAGAACAGCAAUCGGCACCGAGUACAAUACAAUGGACUGGAGCGAACUCACCAUCUUGACCAGAUUAACUGAACAAACUGGAAUGAACCCACACGGGGCGCGCAACGUGAUUUAGAGACUCCACGAGCGAAUCGGAUUGGUGGAGAGCCAUCACGUGGGGAUAGUAUGAACGAGAGGAGACUCUAGGGGGUACCCCCCAUGGGUACACCUUAUCCUCCCUGGACCAGGGGGUCUAGCGCGAGUGGGUGAUUGGUGGAGACCUGAGGAUAAACAAGGAGAACACCACGGUGAGAGGUCAGUUGCCUGAGUUUUGCGCUGUCAAAAUGGACUACCGAGGGUUAGUCGAACCUAACAACAAACCAUUUGGCCGCGUGUUGCCCUUGGAGGUCCAGGUCAAGAUCAUGUUUUGGGUCCAUUGUUUCUAUACUAUGGAUAAGCGAAAGAAGGUGGUGCGUGAAUUCAAAGGUCUACCCAAAUGCGACAUCACAGGCUUCCCACAACAUCUGGGCGAAGAUCGUUGGUGGAACCAAGUGGUGGUGCGAUUGCACGCCCCCAGAAAAAAUGGCUGCCACCACUGCCACCGUCUCAUGGAUCAUCGAUUAUCGGUAAGGGAAAAGUGUGUUGGUUGGUUUUUUGGUUUUGUUGGGUGGACUGAAUGGUCUUUUAUGUCUGGAUUUCAGAUUGGCAUGAUGGUGGAGAUGGCACGUCAACCUCCCAAUCUCGACCACCUGUUGAACGAGGGCAUUGCCUUUAUCAUUGAUACCUUCAAGCAUCAGAUCCCCCAAUGUCCCCUUGGACAACGCCCUGUCAUGAUAGGGAGAAGGAAACCUUCGUACGAUACAGUGGAUAAAGUCAUGAGACGCUUGGACUUGAUUAUGAAUGUCAUGUCAGCCAUGAAUUUUAUUGUCAUUGAUAUUCAUUAAAAAACAAAUGAUAUAGUCUGAACCGUGUUGUCUGUUAAAUGUUCAUGGUCGUUUAAAUAAAGCUUCCAGGGUGGGAUAGAUCGCUGAAUCUUCUUCCCGUGUGCCUACAAUAGCGGUCUUGUCCUGGAGGGUGGGUAGGACAUUGUAGUCCUCGGUCAUGCCUUCACAGGGUUGAUAUUGACCUAGGGUGGGAUUCCACCAUAACCAUUCUUCUCGAUCCACAUCAAAGACAUAGAGGGGUUUGCCUAAGAGCUGGGCCAUGACCACACUCCAGCCUGUUCCGCCCAAUAGAUGCUUGCGCAUCCCGUCAAAAUAGCCCACGGCCAAGACUAAGGACGCGGGCUGGAUCACGUGAACAUUCCGCUGGAUAUACCGGAGACUGAUUGGAUGAUGCACUUGUCGACCCAAUCGAAACGCGGCCUGGGUCACGGUGGGGGUGGCGGCAUCCAACUCGGACUGCGUCAAGGGCGCGAGGGACUUGGCUCGAGGGUGACAGGGUGGGAUGACGACCACACACGCAUGACCAUACAACUGACAUAAUCGUUCCACAUGCGUGUCCACGCCUUUAGCGCCGCCCGUGUAAAUAGUCAAUGGCAUGGUCUGUCGAAAAAAUUAAAAACAGUGUUUAGGGUGGAGUCCACGCCCAUAGGGUGUGCGGUUCAUCAUCAGCGUACAGCAUGGGGGUUUGCCAUUCCCGACACGUGACCGUUUGUUCGAAAAUACGACGGGCAUGGCGACAGUUGGAGCAAUUAUCGGGAAUCCAAUCCAGGCCUUGCCCUUGAGCGAACGCCUUGUCUUUGUCGUCCUUACAAGGGUUGCAUAAGAUCACAUCCAACAGACGAUCGCAUCGUUUUUGCCACAAGACGCGUUGGGCAUUGACUUGGUACAGGGUGGGUAAGACAUGGGAGUGGCGACGUAACCAUCCACUCAUUUGACAAGCCCGGACGUGCGCGCAAUGAUCGUGCCAGACCCCACUCUCACGGGCUCCGUCGGUAUGGUCCAUGCACCAAUUACGCCCCUGAUCGUUCGUGGCCAUCACAUUGACGGUGGCAAUGGGAAGAGAGGCCAAGUCCCCACACCCCUGCCCUUCCAAGACCACGAGGGGGUACGACAUCUCUUGGAACCAUCGAUACAGACCAUUGAGUGUCAACACCUUGAGUCGAUUCCGUUGGGGGGUAAGGUACCGUUGACACCAACGGGUGAGAUCAUCCUUGAUCUGAUGGUAGGGAUGAAACUCCUGGCGGUUAUACACCGUAGACGGUUCAAAAGGCAACCCAUGCACUGUCUGGGUCUGACGAUCGACACGCCUCUUGGCCUUCUCGGAUAAUUGAUCGUAUGACACACCCUGCGGUAACAAGUAUUUGAACAACACAUGAUGAUGCCCUGUCCAAUCACACAAAGCCAGUUCUCGAAUAAUAUACUCGUCUCGGGAAAGGGCAAACCCCUGACUGAACACCAAGAGACCCACGUCGUUCAACGUCAUGUUCGCUUACCGUCAAGAAGAGAGGACCGCGACGAAUGAGACAGCCUUCGACCCACGACUGGCUUUAUAAUGGAACCCAUGGGCUCUGAUUGGCGGAGCCUCCGAUCACACCACUCUCACGAGUGUCAAAGGCUGAGCCAGGAUUGGUGGACACAAGAUCGUAUGAGGAUCACGAGAUGCAGGGACAUGGGCUAUAAAAGGCAGACCAGACAUGCACCCAACGUCAUUCCGCCCAGACAUGGAACGUCAAGCCACUCAACCUGCUGCGGUACCCACAGGACGCAAACGACGCCGAGUGAGUAGUAGUAGUAAGAAACCCAAGGGGGAAAAAGAAGACAUGAAAGCCACCCGUGAACGCGAGAUGACUUUGAUCGGGUUGCCCCGAGCUGAAGCGGAGGCCUAUCAAGCGCAGGCUGUAGUGAAGAAAGUAGAACCGACCCCCACCAGUGAACUCGUGUUGGCCCUGAACGCCCUACCCCGAGCAGACCCACCACCCACACCUUCCCCCAUCGUCUCACCCGUCCCCUCCGUGAACGAUUUGAUGGAGGGCACCCUAAAAGAUUAUGAGGAAGAGUGUCUAGAGGAAGGGACGUAUCAGACCGAUCCUGCCCAGGAAGACCAGGACCUCGAUCAGAUGGACACCCAGUUGAACGAGCUCUUGUAUGAAACGUGCCCCUUUCAUCCGUGUGAAUACAUCUAUUGCGUCAACCCCCAGACCCAAUUUGGCCAGUUGAGAUUCAAGUGCCCCCAAAAAGGAUGUCCUGUGUAUUUGUUUGAAGAUAGUCGGGAAGUGAUGAUGGAGAAAUUGAAAGAAGACACACACCCUCAAGUCCGUGCCCGAGUGCAACGAGGGGAGCUCAAGUGCAAAUGUGGGUUGGUCCCUAGGAUGAAAUUGAGCCGGACCAGCAAGAAUUACCAGAAAGUGUUUUUUAGUUGUGGGAGCUUUCUCCCAGGCCAAGACCCCUGUGGCUACUUUCAAUGGCUCCAUGGCCCGCUGUGGUGCCCCCGAGAGCCAACGCAACCCACCCUGAGACGAUGGGUGAGAGACACACCCCCUGAAGUCCAUGACCAUGAGAAGGCGUCCGUAAGACCAUGGGGCAUUCCUGCAGUCCCUCUUUUGAAAGGAAAAGGUCAUGAGAUGGAGACAUCCCCACCCUGGGAGAUGAACUUGGUGGAGAGGCAUAGGCCGUGGGCCAAUCAGUUUAAGGAAGCCGCCCAAGCUCAGGAGCGAGAGUAUGAGAGAAGGCGCCAUUUGCAUAAGAACUUUGGUAGCAUGUGUUUGUUUUGAAAAAAAUCAUGUAGGUGUGUGAAAAAAACUAUUAAAGACAGAGAUUGGCUAGAAUGAGGUGUCAGUGUCUUGAUGUCGUUGCCACGCGCUUACGAAGAUCCCCAGCAACCCGGGGCUUUGGGCGGGGUCCAACCUUUUGCCCAAGCUCAUAAAUUGAAAACCCCGCAAGCGCAACGGAUUCUCCAAUCGGUGUUGAGUUAUACCCUCCACAAACCCCGACGGACGCGGUUUCCCACAGCGCCCACGUUGGUCUUUGACCGAGACGAACAAUGGCAGAUGGAUUUGGUCGACAUGCAAAAACUCCGUCGAUGGAAUCAAGGGAACAACUAUUUGUUGACGGUGAUCGACGUCCUGUCCAAGUAUGCCUGGGCCGUCCCCAUCAAAUCCAAAAGCAGCACGGACAUGCUCCGAGGGUUGGACAAGAUUCGUCGACAAGCCUCGCCGCGACGACCGCUCCGCGUGCAGACGGAUCAAGGCAAAGAAUUUUUAAAUAAAAAAGUGCAAGCCUGGUUCAAGCAACAGGGGUGGCAUCAUUUUUACACGUUUGGGGAUAGCAAGGCCUCCGUGGUGGAACGAUGGCAUCGCACGUUGAAACAACGCAUGUACCGGUAUUUCACCGCUCACAAUACGUUACGGUACGUGGACGUGUUACAACCCUUGAUUCAUACCUACAAUCACACCCAGCAUCGCAGUAUUGGGAUGGCCCCGCAUCAAGUCACCCCCAAAACGGUCCCGGAGGUGUGGGACCGACUCUACGGCGCGCGUUUGGAGCAAACGACCCCACCGCCCAAAUGUCGCGUCGGGGAUCGGGUGCGUCUCAAUAAGAAACAUCGUCCCUUCAAAAAAGGGUAUUUGCCCGGGUGGACGGAAGAAGUGUUUGUGGUCACGCACGUUCGUCGUCAUCCGAUCGUCACGUAUCGACUCAGUGAAUGGGACGGCACGCCUAUAAAAGGCACGUUUUACGAACCCGAUGUUCAAAAAGUGCAAGUGUCGGACGACUCGUUAUUUCGGGUCGAAAAAGUGUUGAAACGCCAAGGACGCCGGGUGUUGGUCCGGUGGAAAGGGUGGCCGGCCAAGUACGAUAGUUGGAUUCCCGCGCACCAUGGUCCGCGUCAAAAUCACGCCUCGAAAAAGAAAAAAGCGGGUGCGGUUUCUCGAUGAGGUGCAGGCGGAUUCCAGCCGACCGCGCGCCAGUUACACCCCCACGCCCACCAGCGACGCCGACGUACUGACAUUCAUUCAGAAGAAAGCAGCCGAACAACGGCAAACCCAACCGUGGUGGGACAAGUUGGCCAGUCCGACCAAGCAGCAAUGAGCGUACGCCAAUGCUUACCAUCGAGCCGAAGCGUAUGCCAAGAAACGAGGGGCCUUGCGGUCCCCCUCCAAGAAAAAACAACAACGCCGACGCGCGGGUCGUCAUCCCCCGAUGCGCAAGAAGAAAUCCCCCAAACCCAAGACGUGUAUGACCCUGAUGGAAUUGGCCCGGGCCUUUCCCAACAUUGCCCAGCAAGUGUGUUUUCAUCCCAGACAAUCGACCUUCAAUUCCGUGGUAGGACACGUCCCUCGCAGCAAACAGAAAGUGGCCCAAUGGCUAUAAAAGGACCCUGCCCCUGGUCAGAGGGGACCACUCCUCUUCAGGAUGAACGAGAUUAAACGCCUGACGCUGGUCAGCGAUCCCACCGACGAGUUUCCCAACAAUGCCAAUAACAGUUUCAAGGUGCGAUUGCCCGAACGGCUGGUGUUACCGGGCGCGGGGUGGCAUGCCUCCUUGAUGUCGCUGACCGUCCCGGAUCAAGGCCAGAGCAAUGCCGUCGUCGCCACGGAUCCUCAUACCCAAGUCGUCAAAUUUAGCGUGACGUACUUGACGCGCAAAUAUGUGACGGGCUUAUACCGUUUUGUGAGUUUUAAAACCAAGGAGUAUGUGGUGGAAUUGGAAGAUAUCAUGAGUGCCCAACAUUCUGUGACCACUGGCAAUGAGUUUUGGCAACGAGUGAUGCAAGAAGUGCACAACACGACCAUGCAGAAACUCAUGUACGAACAAGAUUAUGCCAAGACCUAUGAUGGAGAUGAAAAACCUAUAGUCAGCUUGAAAAAGAAUUGGAUGCCCAUGAUGACCUGGAAAGACAAUGCUUUGAUUUUGCAUGCUGUGCCUAAAAUAGAGUUGCUCAACAGCAACAAGACCAAAGCCACGAGCGCCUUUUCCCUGGAUCUAGGGGUAGCGAAAAAGUUUGGCUUCAUCGAAAAACCCGAAGGUUGGGCAGAUUAUAGAUUGGGUCCCAAUAUCCAAUUUACCUGCCCUACAGUGACCUACACUAACCAGACUCAGCCAGACAAUAGCGACCCCGCUCCUCGCGCGGACUACAAGUGGAAUGGAGAGCAUUAUAUCGGGACGCAACCGUCUGAUUUGAGCGAUGAGGUGAUGGAUAUCAUGUAUGUAGUAAAAAAUAAGAGGCUUUGUCUGUCCAGGAUGGUGGAAUGGCAGUUUAAUAAUCUCAAUGCCUCGUUUGAAAAAGCGGUGGGGACCCGCAAACGCACCGUCAUGGUCUAUUCGGAUCUAGUCGAAUCCACUGUGGUGGGCAGUGGCAAGUUUCCCCUGUUACGGGAAGUGCAAUUGCUGAGAACCGGCGAUGGGGAAAGCACGGCGGAACCCCUGCACCAUCAAUGGAUCAAAGUGCGAGGACAACAAUUGGAUAUUUUGGAAGUGGAGAUUGCCAGUACCAGUGGACCCCUGGCCAUUUUACCCCCGGGCAAAACCUUGGUGACCAUCGGUCUCAAACAGCUAUAAAAAGCCAUUCACGCCACGCGAGGAUCCAAACAGCACCUCGACGUGAACCGACCCAAUGCGCGGAGGCAGUUUAACGCGGUACCACACGCCCGUGGUCACCUCACAAGAGGGGAAAGGGUUAGCCGAAGACUUGAUCAAACUGGCGGGACCCAUGGUCCUACAACAAGCUCAAGCGGGACUACGAGAUAUUCAACGAGGCAAGAGUGCCGCGGAGACGUGGGCGGAUCGACGUGGGCAACUCACCCGUGGGUUGAAACGGAAAGCCCUCGCCACGGUGUGGGCGGGUGGCAAACACCAAGCCAAAAAAACCUAUAAAAGACAACGUAUACGGGACAUCUUUGGACGUUAAACAUGGUACGCGUGGGUGGUUUUCUCAAAACGCAAAAUCGCAUUCGACGGCAACGUGCCCGUGGACGGUUCAUCUCGCCGUACCAAGUCGGGGGCACGAUCUUUGGCAAGUCGACGACGGCGCGCUAUCCCUUGAUGCAUACUUCCUCCCGCUUGACGGACCCCCUCGCCAUGGAGAAGAGGAUGGUUCGAUAUGCGCGCCAGAUGAAAGGGGGGGAUCUCAGAAAGGUGUUGUGGGCCAACCAAGCCAAAGCCAGGAGGCAACGGAUGAAAGGGGGCAACGUCUUCCGUCAGUUAAAAAAACGCCUCCACAUCGAUUUUCCUCAUCGCCCCUUUCCCGCCGCGCAUCCCAUUCAUGAUUGGUACAGACUGCGAAAAGGUAUAAAAAGAGGACGCCGUUGAACCCCAGGGACAGACCGCAUCAUGUCGCUCCAACUGUUUGACGUGCCCGAGGUGGAUUAUCGGUACGAAGCCUCUCGGGAGGUGGAAUUUCAACCCGCCUUGACGGGUAUCCAGCCCAUCACGUUCUCCAUCCCGGGUUCCGACGAUUAUUACGAUACCAAUUCCCUCCGAUUCAAAGUCAAAGUCCGUCUGACCGAUCCAGCGGCUGGGUAUACAGGCUUGGAUGCAGGGCUGCUCAUCUCCGAUGCCAACGAAUCGAGACAUGUGUACUGUGUCAACAAUUUUGGACACACCAUCUUUCGAGAUAUCACCCUGAGCAUGAAUGGGGUCCUCAUGACGGAACAGAGCAACACCUACCAUUACAGAGCCUACCUAGAAACCCUCCUGAACUACAACCGAGAAGAAGGUGCCACCAAGUUAGCCCCCCAAGGAUGGGUCAAUCAGCUGAAUGUGGUGAAUGUCAUGGGAGCCACCGCCGCCAAUUCGGAUGUCCCCACGGACGCCGAGUGGAGUGGCAAUACAGAAUUGCGUGCUUUGACGAGCAAAUUACUGGAAGAACAUUGGCACACCUUCCUCAUCCGCCCCCAUUUGCCACCCCUCAAGACAGGCAAAUUAUUGGUCCCCAAUGUCCAGAUGGACUUUGAACUCUUCCUCAACCCCAACACCGUCUACUUGCUAGGUACCCCCAACAAAGGCACCUUGGCGGUCAAGAAAAUUCCAGCCAUUCACCCAGAAGACAUCAAAGUCACCUUGCUGAUGAGAAAAGUGACCUUAUGCCAGUGUCUAUGUGAGACUGCAGAAAGAAAGACAGCUGGGCAAACAAAUUGCCCGCUACCCCGUGGUGCGGAGCGAAAUCCGUACUUUUUCCUUUGAUGGACGAACCACCCAAUGGGAACAAGAUAAUGUGUUUGUGGGUCGAUUUCCUGACCGAGUGAUGGUCGGGUUAUUGCAUUCGGAUGCCUUCAAUGGAAACCUACAACGCUACCCCUUUACCUUUGAAAAGUUUGGGGUCACCCAAAUACGUCAGACCUUGAAUGGAGAAGAAUACCCUUACAGAACCCUGCAACUGACUGGAGCAGAAGCCUAUGAUGAUCUCCUGGGGUACGAUCGAUUUCUGCAAGCCAUGGGUGCCUACAAUGAAGACAAGAUUCCCCUCCUGCUGCCUGGGGAUUGGGGACAAGGCAAGAACUGCACGUUGUUUCUGUUCAACAAUGUGCCCAGUGAAAAUGCCGAUGAUCCUCAGUAUCGCAACCCCCGUCAAUCGGGCAAUGUGCGACUGAUCAUUGAUUUUGCUGCUGCUGUGGGUCACAACAUCACUGUGUUGGUCUGGAGCGAGUAUGAAAACAUGUAUGAGAUCAAUCAUAUGGGAGGUAUAAAGUACAACAUCAACGGCUGAGAUGCAUUCAGAAGACAGAAGACACCGGGCAUGGAGUUUGUGGCGCUCAGUGAUAGGGUGCUGCGGACCCUGGCCCUAGAAGAUCCCACGUUGCGACGCGUGUUUCACGGGGUGUACCCCGCCGACCAGUUACCCCGUUCACCUCCCAAGAGUGUCCGUCAAGCCUACAUUGUCAACACGGAUCCAGCGGGAGAGCCGGGACAACAUUGGUUGGGCCUGUGGACGGAACAGAACAAGUGCGAGAUCUUUGACAGUUAUGGACUGCCCCUGCACGUGUACACCCACCCCGACCUGCACCAAUGGUGGAGUCAAUGGAAGCACCUGAUCCGCAGUGACCAGACGUUGCAAGCCCUGGAUAGUCAGACCUGUGGCCAUUAUGCGUUAUUUUUCCUGAAAGCCCGUGCUCAAGGCCAGUCGUAUCAAGACUUUUUGGGGCAAUGGAGUUGCGACAAUUUAGUGUUGAACGAUCAGAAAGUGGCCGAGCAGUUGAAACGGGUGAUUAAACAAGAAGUCCAAGAUGAAGUCGAUGCCCGCCCAGAGGAGGGAGGGCAAAAGAAUGUGAGCCGCCAGGCCUUUAUGCUUUGUAAUCCUUGUGAGUGUUGAAAUAAAAAAACACCAUAAAACGAGAUGUGCGGUGAACGAGUGGUCAUUUGAAAUCUCAUCAUGAUUACGCGAGGGGAUGUCCAGCGGGUGAUAGACGCCUUCGUGAUAGAAGAAACCUUGUAUUGGUGGUCCCACCCCAUUGAACGGGUGAACACCGUCCAAGGGGUGGAUGCCUGGGAUGGGUAUCAUUGGCUCAUAGCCCGCCAACUGGCGCAAGACCAAGAUUGGGUCGCUCUCAAACAGUACAUGGACGCCCUGAAAGAAACGCAUUUAAGAGAGACCAUGGAACAUUUGAUUCAAAACGAAUCGCCACGCCUCUACCGCGAGUAUUGGACAGCAUGCCCAGCCACAGACGACGACGACGACGGCAGCGCGCUUCCUCCCGACGACCCCGUUUUCGUCAAAACGGACGAGGCAUCAUGAGCGUGUUGGCCAAAGCGGCCAACAUCGGCUAUAAAUUGGGCCGUAGCAAACGGUAUAAACGCAUGGGCGCGAAAGGGGCCACGGGUCAUUACCGACGACUGCCUCGACCGUGGGAAGGAUGAUUCGACAGCCCAGUAGUGUGAUUAUCGCUGGCCCGUCGGGCAGUGGCAAGAGCGAGUUAGUGGAACAAUGGUUACGGGACCUCAACGUGUUUCAAGUCCCACCUAAGAAGAUCGUCUACGCGUACGACCGAUGGCAACCCCGGUUUGAUCGUAUGCAAAAGAAGGAGGGGAUUCAAUUUCAUCGCGGGUUACCGGACCCCCGUCAUUUAACCCAAUGGUUUGGCCGGACGCGUGGUGGAGUGUUGGUGUUGGACGAUUUGAUGGAAGAAGGGGGACAGGACAAACGCGUGUUGGAUUUGUUCACCAAAGAUUCUCAUCAUCGCAACAUCACCGUCUUGUAUUUGACGCAAGAUUUAUUCCCACCGGGUAAAUUUGCCAAGACCAUUAAUCGCAACGCGCAUUACAUUGUGGCCUUCAAGAAUCCCCGAGAUCAAACGGGUAUACGGACCAUUUUACUGCAAGCCUUUCCCGACCGAUGGCGUCAAGUCUUGCGCCUAUUUAAACGCAUCACGUCCCGUCCCUUUGGCUAUUUGAUGUUGGAUGUGCAUCCGAUGUCGGAUGAUCGGUACCGCUUGUGGAGUCAUUUAACGCGCCGAGAAGGCAAGGCGCAAGUCCAUACCCUGCCCGUGGAUGUCCCUGCCGUUCGAAAACGAACUGCAACGAGAACUCGCCAGGGUCCGUCGGCAAAGAGAAGGCGGACAACAUACUGACUUAUCGGUCCGCAUGGACACGCCGACCUUCUCGUCCGCCGGCGUGGGGUCACCCACCACCCCUCCCCCAGAUCUCAGUACCAUGACGGACAUGGUCGCGGCACUGACCCAACCCGUGGAUCGAGCCCAAUUGGAUCAAGAGAUUGAGGAUUUUAACUUGACCUACCCGGUCAAUGUAGAUGAUGCCCUGAAUGCCUUUACCUUACCCCCCGUGGCAGGUACAGGCACUACCACCACGGCACCGCCCCCACGACCCACGAUCACCACGGCUCCUACCACCAGCUCUAGACGACCCAGACCACGCCCUGUCACCACCGCUACGACCACCACGGCUCCCUCCCGCCCCUCCACUUCCCGACGCAGUGCUGGAGCCGGCACCAGGACCACCACGUCCACGGUGACGACCCCGACGGGUCGUCCCACCAUCGCCGCCAAACAACCGCGACGACGUCCCCGCGUACCCUCUCCACCGUCCCCUGAUUCCUCCCCUCCGUCGGAGGAUGAAGAUGAAGAUGAUGAUGACGAGGAUCGACGACGAGGCUUAAGGCGACGGUUGGAUUUGUAGAACGAAGAUGCGCAAGAACGGGCGCGAGGGAGACGCAUUCGCAAUAUCACGCAUACCAAUACCGUCACCACCGUGUAUGAAGAGGGAGGCCGACCGUCGGUACGCCGCACGUCGACGCGAACGUCCAGCCCAAGUCCACCCCCUGCACCACCCCGCCGAGGCCGUAGCCGUGGCCGUGGCCGAGCCCGUGGACGGGGUCGACGCUCGUGAACAAAAAAGAUAUAAAACCAGGGGUCCUUCCUUCGACCGUCCCAAAACCAUGUGUGGCCGAUGUCGAAGCGGAAUGGCCCCUCGACGCAAACGCAAACGCACCACGACCCGACGUCGCCGAUCCCCCGCCAAACGACGACGGGGUCAAGUAGGGGGUGUCGGGCCCGGCCUGCCUCUCGGGAUUCUCAAAGCUGGCUAUGGGAUCACCAAAGCCAUUGGGGAUCAUCAAACCAAGCGUGCCAUCGCUAUUGGCGAAAAACGCCGACGAGAAGUGGCAUCUGGCAAACGGAAACGCUAUGCGGGGGAAUCGUUUAAUUGUUCCAUUAUGUGAAAAAACAGUAUAAAAGACAAGAGGCGUGUCUUUGGUUGGACAGAGAAGGGAGGAUCAUGCCUUGUGGUAGACGACGCCGACAGCAACGAGGGGGUAUUCUCCAGCUCCUCCUCCCUAUUGCCGUUGGGGCAGCCAUCGCCUUGAAAAAAAAGAACAAGAAAAAAGUGGGCAAGAUCAGUGCCAAGCAACAGGCUUUCCUUCAACGACGGGUUCAGCGGAUGUUAGGUCGAACGGGGUGGGGCGGGUUUAAAACACUGAGAAAGCUAUAAAAGACACGCUGGGUAGGGACCCAGACAUUAUUGGAGGAUGGUCCGUGGACCCAAUGGACGCCGACACCGUUAUGUCCCCCGAAAACGACGCCGUCGACGUGGUCUGCAACGCGGAGGUAGGCUACCGCUGUUGGCAAUGGCUCUCUCGCCUUUGUGGCUCCGAAAAUACAAACCCAGGGUCCGUCUUCGUCGACCAGACUAGACCCCCUCGCAAGACCAUCACGUUGACGUUAGAGUGGACGGAGGAGAUCGAGGCCGUGUUGUGUCAACGAUGUCGACGUCAUAUGCAACGGCAUUCUCAUGGAGAAUUGUGUCGUUCAUGCGGAACCCAAUUUACCAUAAAUAGAGCGGGGUCGUGGCAAUUUCUGAACCUUCAGCAUGGCGUGGCGCAUGGAACGUCAAGCCCCGUUCUUGAAAAGUGUCUUACAAGAAGCCAAUCAACAUAAACGACAAGAAUUGUUGCGGAUGGCGAAUGCGGAUCAGAUUAAUGCCAUCAGUGAAUUGGUGAUGAACACGCUCCGUGGCACCGUGCCCCGUUCUCGACAUACCAUCACGUUGCUCAAACCUCAUGCCCAGAGUUUACGCGCCAUGGCCAAACCCGCGCAUUCGGUGAAACGACGGCGCGCUAUCAUGAUGGCUCAAACCGGCGGCGCCCUCUGGCCUGAACUCUACCGAUGUUAUAAACGUUGCAUGCGCUAGACAAGACACCUCAGUUGCACCAUGGAACCCGAGAUGGUGAGCACCACAGUGGACAACGCCCCUGCUUUUUUACAAUUAAAAGAAAAGUACAAACAAGAAUUGGUGGAAGACACUCGCUUGAGUAAAGCCGCGGAUUUGGCGGCCAGACAACAUGUGCUCCUGACCAGUGAGGUCCCGGAUGCCUGGAAACGACCGCAACUCAAAGCCGUGAGCCGUCAAUUACGCCAUUGGACCAAAAAAGUGCGCCAACCCUUUGGAGCGCCCGCGGGGGGUGUGCGCGCUGCAGGGGCUGCCACACCCGGCGAGGAUGAUGAUUUUGAAGCGGGGCCUAUGCAAGCGUGGUUCACGCAAUUGGUCAAGGCCAGCAAAGUUAUAAAACAAGGGUCCACGCCGGCUGGACCCAGAAAACCACCUGUCCCGCCUAAACCGAACAUCACCCCCAGUGCUAAAAAGAAACUCAAGUUUACGCCUCAACCGAGCAGCGCUGAGUUGGCGAAAAAGUUGCCUUUUUCAGACACGAUUGGUACAGAACCCUGGGAUACCCCCAGUGAACGGGCGGACACCAUUGCGAAAUCGGUCAGGCGUGAUAUUCGCAAACGCACGACAGACUCUGCCAAAAAGAAAGCCGCCAGUAUCGCCAAAAAGAAAGCCGCUGGGUGGGCCAAGAAAGCCUUGGAUUGGAAAUCGUGGAAAACCCCGUGAUGGGACGGAGACAUCGUGUGGCAGCUACCUCCCGUGCCCGAUCGAGGCGACGCCAACGACGAUCGCAACGCGGGGGCAAGUUAUUUGAUGUGCAAAACCUCCUCAACAAGACGGGUAUUGAAUUUCAUUGGCCCGGCUAUCAGUAUAUGGGCCCUGGCACCCAUUUGAAAAAACGUUUGGCCCGUGGGGAUCCCGGCAUCAACCGGUUAGACAGGAUUGCGAAAGUGCAUGACAUGGACUAUGACAAAGCCAAGACUUUGAAAGAUAAAUGGGUGGCGGAUCGCAAGAUGAUUGCCAAGAUUGAUCAACUCCCUGGUAGUAAAACCCUGACGGAGCGUAUUGUGAGACGCAUUAUGAAAACUAAACUGAGAUUGGGCAUGUAAUUAAGUGGAACACAAUCAUCACACGAUGGAAUGAUUUAAACACAUGUUUUAAUAAAACUCACAUUGUUCUUACAGAUAUUGUUGCAAUUGUUGUAAGGCGUUGGAACGAGUCGAUUGGACAGGGUCCUCGUCAGAUUCGGAGUCGGACCAGUCUAGCGGCCACCACGGGAGGGGAAAGGGACGUUCCAAAUGUUCGACCAAGCGUUGAUUUUGUGUGGACUCCAUCCGCUUCCGAUAUUUUUCUUUCUGCAACGCUCUCCACCCAUCCUCCCCCAAGGCUUGCUGUUUUUCGGCCCGGAGUUGUCGCCGCCGUUCAUUCACGCGUUCUUUGUAGGCUUCGAAGGUUCCUUCCUCCUUCAUUUUUGCCAUCCAGUUUUUCUGGGCUUGGGCGUUCCGGCGUUUUACUUCACUCCGUUUUUCCUCGGACAUGGCAUAAUAGCGUUUCAUCCCAUACUCUAGUUUUUUGGCUUUAAAGGCCUCGUACUCCCCUUUGGCUUUCAAGUUUGCCAUGUGCUGGUGGUAGCGUCGACGAUGGAGGGCCUUUACUUUCUCGAUCCCGUUCACGGAUGCAUACUGACGUUUCCGAUACAGUUUUUGGGUCCGUUUGUUGGCCUCGGGGUCCCUCUUUUUUCGGCGCGAUGUGGGCGUAUCUAUAAUUUAAUUCCAGUAAACGGGAAGAACACACGUCCGCCAAGGCUCGUAACUUUCGGAAUGGACUCUCUCUGGUCUGUCUCUCUCUGGCACGACGGUCCCGUUGCUGUUGCACAAUCUGUUCGCGGUGUUUGUGGUAGUAAUCUCGGUUCAAUAGACGCACGUAGGCCGCGUUUUUCGUUCGGUACCGCAGACAGGCCAGUCGGUUGAGUUCUCGGGCUCGCGCUUCCUGUUCGGGGGUCGGCGCUGGUUUAGGUGGUUUGGGUGGUUUCACCUUUUUCUGAGCCGCUCGCUUUUCCCGUUUCUGCUGCAACAAUCUUUCCUUAUUCCUGAUGUACCACUCGUGUUUCAAGCGUUUCUUCUCUUCAGGAUUUUUGUUAGGCAUUCUCAAACGCAACUGGCGUCUGUUCUGAACGACCGACUUUAUCUAAGGGAUUCUCCGCCAAUCACGGAUCUCGGUCCAGGUUUAGAGGAGAUGGAAGGAGUCUGUACCCAUGGGGGGGACCCCCCUUAAUCUUCUUCUGGUCAAUCAAACCCCCUCACCUGACUCUCACCUGAGCUGGGUCCACCAAUCCCAGUGCAGGCGAGAUCACGUGAGAAGGUCUAUAAAAGUCCACGUCCAGCGCGGGAAAAUUCAAAUUGUUGCCGCUGUCAUGGCGGAGGCGUAUCCAUUCAGUGACGAUGACGAAGGGGAUGCUCUAUUGGACCGCGCCUAUGAUCGGUGGGAACAGUUGGGAGGAGCUGCUGCCCGUGGCCCUCUCUUUCAAUUCAGUAUGCAACCUAUUGGUCGACGACGCCGCUGGCGUGAUGUAGUGGAGCGGGCGCAAUUCAAUGCGCAAUUACGGCAAUUGCGGGAUCCUGUCCCUGGAGAUAAUAUUGGGUUGGCGUUGACCGAAGCACUCCAUCAAGCCAUUGAAAGAGAACUGGGCCGCGAGCAGCGACCUGCCCAUCAUUUUGUGAAUUUUGCUAUUACAGCGCAUGGGUUCACUCAUGCUUAUCAAACAGCCAAUUUUACCGUGGGGGAAUUUUUACAACGUACCGCCCGUUUGGAUGAAAUGUUAGCGACGUUAGCCGGCAAGUUGAAUAGCAAUGAAGCCUUCAACCCCGAUCGCGGUUUCCAAGUGGAUGUGGUGUUUGUGUCUAUGCCUGGUCCAGGGUCUGGUCGACAUAAACAACGCAAUGCAGGACGUCUAUGCCUGGAUCGAGAAAACAAGAAAAAAAAAUGUAUUAUCACCAUUCGAAACAGAGAUGCCCUAUGCUGUGCCCGCGCUAUCGUCACCAUGCGUGCCCACUGCCAUAAAGAUCAAGGGGUGGAUGGGUUUCGCGACUGGGACAAUCUCAAACGUGGUCGACCUGUGCAGCAACGUCAAGCCCAAGCCNAAGUUGAAUAGCAAUGAAGCCUUCAACCCCGAUCGCGGUUUCCAAGUGGAUGUGGUGUUUGUGUCUAUGCCUGGUCCAGGGUCUGGUCGACAUAAACAACGCAAUGCAGGACGUCUAUGCCUGGAUCGAGAAAACAAGAAAAAAAAAUGUAUUAUCACCAUUCGAAACAGAGAUGCCCUAUGCUGUGCCCGCGCUAUCGUCACCAUGCGUGCCCACUGCCAUAAAGAUCAAGGGGUGGAUGGGUUUCGCGACUGGGACAAUCUCAAACGUGGUCGACCUGUGCAGCAACGUCAAGCCCAAGCCCUCCAUCAGCAAGCGGGCGUCGCCGAGGGUCCCUGUGGUUUACCCGAGCUUCGCCAGUUUCAACAGGCAUUAGGGUCUCAAUAUCAACUCUUGGUGAUGACCCGGAUGAAACCCUUUUUUCUCAUCUUCAAAGGCCCUGAUGCACCUCAUCCGAUACGUUUAUUGAAAUCCGAUGAUCAUUUUGAUGGCUGCACGUCCUUUCCUGCGUUUGUCAAUCGCUCCUAUUAUUGCCUGGACUGUGAACGAGGGUUCAACAACAACGAUCGGACCCAUCACACUUGUCAAGGGAGACGCUGCAAAGCGUGUGGUCGAUUUGAUUGUCCAGAUUAUGUGCGUGGUACCCGCCCUACGGAGUAUUGCCCCUUAUGUCAUCGCAAGUUUUACGGCAGCCAAUGCAAACAUCAUCAUGUGGUCACUAAACAAUGUCAAUCCCUCAAAACCUGUCUCAAGUGCCAGGCCCAGUACACCGUCGUCCCUAACCAACGUCAUCAGUGUGGGUACGCUAAAUGUCCCGUGUGUCACGAAUGGGUGUCCAUCCAAUACCAUAAGUGUUACAUUCAACCCGUGGUCGAGAAUGAGGAAGAAGAACCCACAGAGGAGGGGGGAGGUAGCAUGGUGGCGCCACCCCCUCCCCUGUUUGUUUACGCCGAUUUUGAAGCCAUGCAGAAUGCGGAUGGCGUGUUUGUAGCCAAUUUGUUGUGUUAUUCAUCCAGUGAAGAAACGACCAUUCAUGUGUUGGACGGGGAAGACUGUGCUCUCCAAUUUUUGCAUGAUUUGGAUGAUCUCGUGGCUCUCCCGGACACAGAGGGCGAGCGGGAGAUUCUCGUGGUGUUUCACAAUUUGAAAGGGUUUGAUGGCAUGUUUAUUUUGCAUGAACUGUACCAGCAACAACGCGAGGUGGUGGAUCAACUGACGGUGGGCGCCAAAGUCUUGUCUUUCAAGAGUGGACCCCUCAAAUUCAUUGACUCGUUGUGUUUCUUGCCCAUGUCGCUGGCUUCGUUUCCCAGCACCUUCAAUUUGACCGAAUUAAAGAAGAGCUUCUUUCCGCAUUUGUUCAAUACCCCGGAUCAUCAACAGUAUGUGGGUCGCAUCCCCGAUUUGGAAUUUUACGAUCCCGAGGGCAUGAUGACCAAAAAGAAAGACGAACUGACGCGUUGGCAUGCCGAUCAAGUCCGUCGUAACGUGCGUUUUGAUUUCCGUCAAGAAAUGAUCGAGUACUGCAAAUCAGAUGUGGCUCUGUUGAAAGCGGGGUGUGAAGCUUUUCAGCAAGAAUUUGAACGGCAGGCUGGCUUCAAUCCUAUGGCCAAAUGCGUCACCAUCGCCAGUGCCUGCAAUCUCUAUUGGCGCAAGCACCAUUUGACCCCCGACACGAUCGCUGUCGAACCACUCGGGGGUUGGCGAGGGGCCCAAGUCAAUCAAUCGCUCAAGGCCCUGCAAUGGCUGUACUACCAAGAACACCUUCUUCCCAAAGAGGGAGCCAGUGCCGAUCGCAUUCGACACGUCCGGAAUGGGGGCGAGCAGUUUGUCCGGACCCUCGUGAACAGUUAUUUUGUCGAUGGGUACGAUCCCUUGACCCGAACCGUCUACGAAUUUCAUGGGUGUCUCUAUCAUGGCUGUCCCAUUUGUUAUCCCAUGAGAAACGCCAAACAUUAUGCCACACCGGAUCGAAGCGUGGAGGAACUCUAUCAGGCCACGCUCUCCAAACGUAUGGAUCUCCUCCGAGCGGGUUACACAUUGAUUGAAAUGUGGGAAUGUGAAUGGGACAAGUUGGUGGUCACGGAUGAAGCUGUCCAACGUUUCCUGAAUUCGUUUGAUUUGGUGGCACCCUUGGAACCCCGUGACGCCUUUUUUGGGGGUCGCACCGGUGCGGUGGCCCUGCAUGCCGUGGCUGAAGAGGGGGAGGACAUACGUUAUGUGGAUGUGACCUCCCUGUACCCAUGGGUGAAUAAGAACUGCCCUUACCCUAUCGGUCAUCCCAAGAUCAUUACCCAACCCUCUGACCAGUCCCUGGAGUCUUAUUUUGGUCUGGCGACCGUGGACAUUCUGCCUCCCGCUGGUCUAUUCCACCCCGUCUUGCCUGUACGUUGUGGUCAAAAACUUACCUUUCCUCUCUGCCGUGCCUGUGUCCAGACAGAACAAGCCCAACCCAUGUUGACCCGAACCCAGUAUUGCCCUCAUUCGGAUGUGGAUCGCACGCUACGCGGGACCUGGUGCACGCCCGAACUGGUCAAAGCUGUGGAAAAGGGGUAUACCCUGAUCAAGAUCCACGAAGUCUGGCAUUUUCCCCCUGAGCAACGUCAAACGGGUCUUUUCGCGGAUUACGUCAAUACUUGGCUCAAACUCAAACAAGAAUCCGCGGGGUGGCCUAGUUGGUGUCAGACCCUUGAGCAAAAACGCGAGUACAUUCUUCGCUACCAGGAACGGGAGGGGAUCCGAUUGGAUAUUGCCAGUAUUGCCAAAAAUCCCGGUCGCAAGGCCACGGCCAAGCUCAUGCUGAACAGUUUUUGGGGCAAGUUUGGCGAGCGGAUGAACAAACCUACCACCGUCACCGUUCAAAACCCCGCCUAUUUGUUCAAUCUCAUCUCUGAUGCUGCCCUCGAUCUCAGUACCCUCCGUCUCUGUACCGACGACAUUUUGGAGGCCGUUUACACCAGUGUCCAAGACAAUGCCGUCAAAGGCACCAAGACCAAUAUCUUUGUGGCGGCCUUCACCACGUGCCAUGCCCGAUUGAAGCUCUACGAGUCCCUGGACACCCUUCAACAACAAGUGCUUUACUACGAUACCGACAGUGUGGUGUACAAGUGGCGUCCGGGUCAACCCUCUAUCACCACGGGCGAUUUUCUGGGGGACAUGACCGAUGAAUUGGACGGAGACGUCAUCACUGAGUUUGUAUCGGGGGGCGCUAAGAAUUAUGGGUACACGACCCGUGGAGGUAAAGUGGUGUGCAAGGUCCGCGGUUUCACCCUGAAUGUUCGGGGGUCGGCUAUUCUUAAUUUUCACACCAUGAAAGAGAACAUUCUCUCGGAACUAGACUCGCCUCAGGACGCUCGCCGGAAUUUGAACAUUGUCACCCCUUAUCAUUUCACACGUGAUCUAGAGAAGAAACAAAUUCAAGUGGUUCCGCGCGUGAAGCAGUAUGGGUUGGUGUUUGACAAGCGCGUCAUUGAUGUGUCGACUCGAUCCAGCUUUCCCUAUGGCUACGAGAAGAUUGGGGAUGAACUCGAUCUGCUAUUAGAUUUGUAAGACAUAAAAAUGGGCGUGACGUCACUAGGACCUCACACACGUCCCACUUGUACCCAGGUUUUACGCGGUAUGGUCAAUAAAACUAUGCCAAGUAUGUGGAUCCACCUCUUGUGUGUGUGGUGUUUUUUCCCUAUGGGGUCACGUGACUUUGAUGCCCAAAUAUGGGCAUGGCGACGUCAUCUUGGUCACAUGGGCUCUAUGCUCGAUUCUGAUUGGUCGAAAAAAAUUUUGCUGCGCUCUGAUUGGUUGGGCCCUACUGUAGCCUCCAUCACUACUGACGUGGUAUUUGAACAGGCUUUCAGCUGGCAAUCAUUCGUGUAUUUGACUUCGAGGGACUUAUUUCCAGCUGCUUCAUUAGCUAAUAUUUCAUUGAUUUCGUUAGAGAGGUUACACGCAACACUUUUCCCCUUUAGGCACUGUCUUAUUGGAAGGCGGGUUUACCUUACCACUAUUUGUUGUAGUUGGUUGUUCUCCUUGACUUUGUCAUCUGUGUUUUCUCUUCUUGAUUUGCGCGAAUCGCCGGCUUUUCCGUAUGUAUUUGCAUCUUACAUUUUUCUCUCCCUUCUCAUUCUCACAGUUUCAUAUGUCAUAAUUAUCUCAACUGUCAAAAACAAUCCUCCCUCCCCUAAUGCUGGACCAGCGCUUUCAAAAGAAAGGAAACUAACGAUGACCUUAUUUACAGUUUCUGCGGUCUCUGUUCUGACCAUUCUUCCUUGGGUUAUUUGGAUUGUUAUCGAACUUCACAUACAGAGUAAAUUAUGUCCUGCAGUCUUUUUUCGCAUCUAUUGCUCGUUUAAAGUAAUUUAUUUUUUCAAUUCUGUAGUCAAUCCCCUAAUAUAUGGAAUAAGAAUGCAAGAGUUUAGGAAAGCAGCCAGA
This is a messenger RNA of Porites evermanni, 24712 nucleotides long. The record is from the annotation of a GenBank genome assembly. Lineage: Eukaryota; Metazoa; Cnidaria; Anthozoa; Scleractinia; Poritidae.